AUAAUAUUUAUGUAACAGGAUUUAACGGCGGAAAAUGAGUGUUUACGAGGCGCAUUUGAGCAAGCGGAGGAGAAGAUGCGACAAUUGUCGCAAGAGAAAUUAAAUUCGCGAAAUACGGUAACGGCGAGGAAAAAAUCGACCGCGUCAAUUGAGCUUAGCAAAAAAUAUAGGAACCAAAGCGCCGAGAUAGAGGUGUUGAAGACGAAAUGUAAAAAUCUGGAAGCUACUUUGGCGGUCAAAGAAGAUGAGUUAAAGCGACAAAGGGUGGAAUUACGGCGAGUUAAGUCCGAAACGUACAAAAAUUCCAGCGGUGAGAAUGCAACUCUGGAUAAUGGAGAAGACAAAGACUCGGGGGAUAUUUCGGGUAAAUGUGACGACGAACGGGUCAAGUGUCGGAAGAGCAAGCUGCAAUGGACUCAAACUAAACUUUGCGAGUCGAGGAAUAUGUGUGCCACUCUUCGGCAAGAGAUUAAGAAAAUGCAGAAGGUAUUUGUGUUCUUGUCGCUGUGUAAAAACUCGUGA
Harpegnathos saltator (Jerdon's jumping ant) is the source of this 522-nucleotide messenger RNA. RefSeq lists its product as uncharacterized. Bases 76 to 522 code for a protein of 148 amino acids. NCBI's taxonomy places the organism in Eukaryota, Metazoa, Arthropoda, Insecta, Hymenoptera, Formicidae. The record is from RefSeq and is a predicted model, not a curated record. The transcript is spliced from 2 exons.